CUCUUUCCCUUGUCCCUCCCCCCUAGAGCCAGUAUCUGUCCUUGGUUGUGUCGCGGGCGCGCGUUAUAAAGCUGACAGCUCCCCCACUUUCUUCAGAUCGGAGGACUCCGACCUGCUGUGCGUGCCAAGCCGUCUGACAGUCGGGACUCUUCCACGCCACGCUCACUGCGUUGACCCCGCCGCUCUUUCUACCUGGAUUAACUGGCCAAUAGCCGCCGCCUGUCGCCCCGCUGUCCCUCUACUUCCAUCGGGGCCCAUAGCAGCAGCGUCUUCACCGGCUCCUCCGUUCUGUCCCCCGCCCCAAGUCUCCAACUCUCACCUUUGUUCCGCAGUCAUGGGGUGCGUCGUGUCCGUUUCGCCCGGGCUGCUGAGGGGCUCCCCCAUGCUGUGAGCCGGAUACCGGGUGGAUUUAUGGUCCGUAGACCCGCAGCUACCAACCGAGGGACGUUAGUGGAACUUUGAACUCCGAGAGGAUGCGGGUGACGUGCUGGUGCGCCGUGCUCCUCCUGCCGCCUGCACUUUUCCUGGUGGAUGGAUUAGCAUCAGCGGGUGGAUCGUCUGCAGGGAGUGGACCAACUGCAGGAGGUGGACGAUCCGGAUCAUAUGAAGUGGAUGGACCAUUUGGAUCAUCUGAAGUGGAUGGACCAGUAGAUGCAGACUGCAGCUCAGUAUUUGGCCUGUCUGACACCUAGGAAGGUUACAAAUGCCCACGCCUCAAAGUCGGACAUUGUCAAGUCAGGAAGCCCCAAAUCCACACUCAAGCAUAUAUGGACAGGAAGCAGUAAGGAUAUGUCCAUCAGUAGGCUGCUGUCACAGACUCUACAUGGUAAGGAGAACAGCACAGCCUUGGACCUCCGCUAUGAUACUCCAGAGCCCUACUCUGAGCAGGACCUGUGGGACUGGCUGAGGAACACUACGGACUUGCAGGACUCGCGGCCUCGGGCUAAACGACGGCCAAUGGUUAAGACGGGGAAGUUCAAGAAGAUGUUCGGCUGGGGGGACUUCCACUCUAACAUCAAAACCGUCAAACUCAACCUGCUCAUCACUGGUAAGAUUGUGGAUCAUGGCAAUGGCACCUUCAGUGUCUACUUCCGCCAUAACUCCACAGGCCAGGGCAACGUGUCCGUCAGCCUGGUACCUCCCACCAAAAUAGUGGAGUUUGACGUGGCUGCACAGCAGUCUGUCAUCGAUGCAAAGGACUCAAAGUCCUUCAACUGCCGCAUAGAGUACGAGAAGGUGGAGAAGGGUGCCAAAAACACACUCUGCAACUUCGACCCAUCCAAGACCUGCUACCAGGAGCAGACCCAGAGCCACGUCUCCUGGCUCUGCUCCAAACCUUUCAAAGUCAUCUGCAUCUUUAUUUCCUUCUACAGCACCGACUACAAACUGGUGCAGAAAGUUUGCCCAGACUAUAACUACCACAGUGACACUCCCUACUUCCCCUCCGGCUGAUGUUCAUAUAAUGUUGGCUCAUAUACUGAAAACUGGACAAGUGUAGCACAGACUGGGACGUCUACCCAUCCCAGAGAAAUGUGUAUGUUAGCCUUACUGUCCCUAACCAUUUCCAUAUCACAGAGUCAGCUAUCCUAACUACUUCGACAACUUCAAUGUUCAGAAUUUUGCAGAGUUCAUUCACUUUUAAGUGAAAAGGUGGUAUAUAAGACUGUCAAGUGCUUAAAAUGACCCCAAAAACUGAUUACAAUCAUAAUUAGCAGUUAGAAUUUUGUUCCUGAGUUAUGUUCUGUCACUGUUGUGUAAAAAAACAGCAUUUUUGUAUCAUUUUGGGAUAACUUUUGAACUCUGCCGUUGUUUGCAUUAUUUUAACAACACACUUCUUUUCAAACUAACUAACUUGGUUUUCCUCUUUUAGUAUAUAAGCCCGGACAACACAAUAUAAACUGUUCACUCCUGCUGUGCUAUUUACGCUCUGCAGUUUAUCCUUUAUAACUGGAAAACAAAAUGAAUUUCCUCAUCUAAGAAGAAUAAAAAAAAACUCCUUUUUAUUAAACCUGCAAGGUGGCUGACAGGAGGAAUUUGAUGGGCGUCUCAUGCUUGUGGCGAUAUAAGGUGGUCUUACCUUUCUAGGGGUGAGCUAGAUCUGACCAGGCUUCCUUCUCAGGUUUGGAGAGAAAAUUAUUUAAUGUGCUCAGUCACUGUCACACUCUCAAUCUUCAGCUGAUUCCAGUGUUCCUGAUCGUAUAGCUUGUUGUUUGUUGUUUGAUUGGCUCAUUCUCAGCUGAUUGAAUAUCUGGUUACCUGGUUUGAUUGAUCUGCAGGUCGUUUGUGGGGGAGGGGGCUUUCUCAUUGUCACUUAAUAUAUAAAAUGUAAUGUUAUGAAUUCUCUAUCUUAGAGCCUAAUUUGUAUGGUUUGUAUUGUACAUAGAAUAUUGCCCUGCUUCUGUACAUACCCCCCAUGAGCUGUGUGUUCACUCCUUACAUGCUAAGUCCUCUUGUUCACUCCAUUUAUGCUCGUUCUUGGUUCCUCUAACAAAGAAAAUGAUGUUGCUGCCCUAGUUGUGAGUUCCUUGAAAUCAGCAAUCAUGUACAGAAGCUGUAAACUUACUAAAUAUAUUAAAAGUAUUAAAUUACAUUUUAUUUGUUUUGGGUGGGGUUGUAAGUUGGGGAGGUUUGGCGAUAUGGUACAUAUGAAUUAAAGAACAAUUUUAUCAAUUGAA
Molecule: messenger RNA, 2675 nt
Organism: Gasterosteus aculeatus aculeatus (three-spined stickleback)
Lineage: Eukaryota; Metazoa; Chordata; Actinopteri; Perciformes; Gasterosteidae
Gene: nxph1
Product: neurexophilin 1
Molecular function (GO): signaling receptor binding
Source: RefSeq, a predicted model, not a curated record